AUCCGCAACAGAGUCGUUGACUUAUCCGCUUUCGGCCUUCUUCCACGUCAGUGUACAACCGCCUCGAUAAACAUACUUUGCGACUGUUGAGUACGAUGGUGUCUUGUGCCACCUUAAUAUCGGUUUUGACCUUAUAUCUAGGCGUAGUGCACGCGAUACGCUUUCAUAUAAAGCCAAACACCAAGCGCUGCCUGAAGGAUGAGGUGCUCAAAGACGUCCUCGUUUCUGGCGAGUACCACGUCUCCGAGACGCCGGGUCACAAGACAGACCUGACAGUCAAGGACAGCAAUGGACACAUACUUUACAACAAGGAUGACAUCAAAGAAGGCAAGUUUGCCUUCACCACAGAUGCGUAUGAUGUGUACGAGGUGUGCUUCACCACCAAGAUGCCCAGUGAGGUGAAAGGUGGGGACCGGGAAGUCCAGCUCCAGCUCAAGCAUGGUGCAGAGGCCAAGAACUACCAAGGCCUGGCCGAAGUAGGCAAGCUGAAGCCUCUAGAGAUGAAGCUCCAACAGCUGGAGGACCUGUCGGAGGCUGUGGUGAAGGACUUUGCAUACAUGCGCCAACGGGAGGAAGAGAUGCGCGACACCAAUGAGUCAACCAACUCGCGCGUGCUGUACUUCUCCAUCUUCUCCAUGUGCUGCCUGCUUGGACUGGCCACCUGGCAAGUUCUCUACCUGAGGCGGUUCUUCAAGGCAAAGAAACUCAUUGAGUGAACAAACAGUUGGAUCUGUGAGUGUUUGUGGAGGGGGGUACACGUACAGGAGGGACAAUAAAAACACACUGCGUACACUUAGUAUGUGGAGGUCCACAGAAAACGUUUUUUUUUUUAAAUCUGCAAGAAGAAAUUGUCUCUAUUUAUAUGAAUUUUGAAAUUGUAAUAAGAGCCCCUGGGGGAAUUUGUCCUGCUCAGACUACUCUUGAGAACUGUUGCCAGCUUACAGAGUGGUGCCAGAGAAUGAUUGCCACACACCAUUCUAUAUCUCCAGUAGCGUGCAGCAUUGUAUAACUAGAGAGUUUGCAAAUGUCUAUUUGUUCCCAUGUGUGGUACUUACAUUUGCACUUGCAAGUUCUGUGGCGGUAGCAUCUCUUUGUCAGAGUGAGUGUCAUUUAGUUUGAGUGAUCUCACGAAGAGUGGGUCAAGCUGCCUCUACAACUAAAACUUGCCUAAAUAUGAAGUGAACAUUUUGGGCAUCGGGGCACAUUAAAGCAACCUGUGUGCAAGUCAAUGGGCCCACUUGUCUAUACUUGUGGACAACUUGCCGUGUUUAUUGCAUGGAAGGACAGCUAUGGGGACAGAGCAUCGGCACAUGUAUGAUAUCGUGAAGUUCUCGUGAAAAUUACUUUCACACCAUUUUUGAGUUUUCACAUCCUAGUGCACUACCAUGGCUGAAAAGCAAACCUCUUUGCAACUCUAUAUUUACUUUUUUGGUAUUGUAAUGAGUAAAAUAAAGGAACGAACGCUGAGAAACAACUUAUUACUGAGUUUUCUUGUCCUGCUGGAUACAUUGAGAUAAAAAUUGUGCAUGUAAGAACAUAUUGCUUUUUCCUGCGCAUUUUUUAUAUUGCAGCGUUUGUGCCUUCCCUGCUUGAACGUGGUAAACAUUUCAACACAGGCAUAAGAAUAUACACUUCAUUGCUCAGAUAUUGUAAUCAAUAGAAACUGCAUCAAUAGUCUGUUCAGAGCACUACUCGCGGCAUAGAAACAGGGGCAAGGUAAUUUUUUUAGUGAAGGUGCCAGGUGGCCCUAUAUUUGCUGUUGCUAUUAGUUCUGCCUGUGUAUAGAUGUGUUGUCUCUGCAAAUGCAGUAGUUAAACCAUGUGAAAUGAAAUUUUGUGCACAUUAACAAUCAAAUUUUCAACGAUAGGCAGGUGUGUCCUCACGCAUGUGCAUUGGGUCUGUAGCUUUGGCUUGCAUGGCCACAGAAGGUUGUCCAUGAGUAUUGCAGUGGCUAGUUCUGUGCAGUUGAGUAGCACCUUAAUGAGCAGGCCUGGCCUGUGGCCUGAUCUUGUUUAGUUAGUGCACAAAGCCACUGCUGCAUGCUGCCUUUCUCAGCCUAGUGAGCCAUGGCUGCAGUUUACACAGUGCAUUAUAAUCAUUUAGGGUCAGACAUAAUCAGUGCUAACCAUCCAGUUGCAAUUCUUUGCAUACUUAUGGUUGUGUCUUUUGGAUAUUAUGCUGCUCUCCUCGUGUCAUCUAUUUGUUUAGCAGCACUUAUUUAUUUAAUGUACUGUGAAUCAUGAAUAAAUUUUUACACAAGCCCUACAAAUUGAAGAUUGCAAACUUCACAGAAGUACACAUGGCAGCAGUCUGAAACAUACUGACUCUGAGAUCUGAGACAAAAUAAACAGGUUUCAAACACAUUGUGUUGCUGUUAACAUUCAUCUUGCAAACUCAAUAAAAUUUUCAUUAUAUGGA
Dermacentor andersoni is the source of this 2418-nucleotide messenger RNA. RefSeq names its product transmembrane emp24 domain-containing protein bai-like. The record is from RefSeq and is a predicted model, not a curated record. NCBI's taxonomy places the organism in Eukaryota, Metazoa, Arthropoda, Arachnida, Ixodida, Ixodidae.